Centropristis striata (black sea bass) is the source of this 4347-nucleotide messenger RNA. Its product is annotated as solute carrier family 12 member 7-like. The transcript is spliced from 26 exons. Lineage: Eukaryota; Metazoa; Chordata; Actinopteri; Perciformes; Serranidae. Gene Ontology annotation, biological process: chloride ion homeostasis; potassium ion homeostasis; cell volume homeostasis. Gene Ontology annotation, molecular function: potassium:chloride symporter activity. The record is from RefSeq and is a predicted model, not a curated record. Gene Ontology annotation, cellular component: membrane. Bases 8 to 3286 code for a protein of 1092 amino acids.
CUCCAUCAUGCCCACUAACUUCACCGUGGUGCCGGUGGACGACGCAGACGGAACCAGUCAGAGUCAGAACGCUGCUGCUGGAGGCAGCAAACCAACCAGUCUGGGCAAGAUCUUUGGGGAGCAACAAGACCAGGACGACCUGCAGGACUCCCAGUCAGGAGACUCAGAUAUUCAGAGAGAAUCGAGUCCGUUCAUCAGUCCAGACGACCACAGAGAACAUUAUUAUGAAGCCAAGAACAUGGCUCUGUUCGAGGAGGAGAUGGAGAGUAACCCCAUGGUGUCUUCUCUGCUCAACAAGUUGGCCAACUACACCAACCUGACCCAGGGGGUCCGGGAGCACGAGGAGGCCGAGGAGGACGGGGUCCGCAGGGUCGCUGUCGUGGUUCCUCAGAUGGGAACCUUCAUCGGGGUCUACCUGCCCUGCAUGCAGAACAUCCUGGGAGUCAUCCUCUUCCUGCGCCUCACCUGGAUCGUUGGGACCGCUGGAAUCCUGGGGACCUUCGCCAUCGUCUCCAUGUGCUGCGUCUGUACGCUGCUGACAGCCAUCUCCAUGAGCGCCAUAGCAACCAACGGAGUCGUCCCAGCUGGUGGUUCGUACUACAUGAUCUCCAGAUCUCUGGGUCCAGAGUUUGGAGGAGCAGUCGGUCUGUGUUUCUAUCUGGGGACCACCUUCGCCGGGUCCAUGUACAUACUGGGGACCAUCGAGAUCCUGCUGACGUACAUCGUUCCCACGGCGACGGUGUUUAAAGAAGGAGAGAACGCCUCCAUGAUGAACAACAUGAGAGUCUACGGGAGCUGCUGCCUGCUGCUGAUGGCUCUGGUGGUCUUCGUAGGGGUCAAGUAUGUUAAUAAACUGGCUCUGGUGUUUCUGGCCUGUGUGGUUCUCUCCAUCAUGGCGACGUACGCCGGAGUCAUCAAGACGCUCAUCGAGCCUCCAGACUUCAACGUGUGUCUGCUGGGGAACCGUUCUCUGAAGAACGAGAUGUUUGAGACGUGUGCUAAGACUCUGCUGGUGAAGAACCAGACGGUGAUCACGGAGCUGUGGGGACUCUUCUGUGACAGUAACUACCCCAACGCCACCUGUGAUCAAUACUUCUCCAAGAACAACCUGACGGAGAUCCCAGCCAUCCCCGGGCUGCUGAGUGGAGUCAUCAGAGACAACCUGUGGGGCGACUACGGUCCGGCUGGGACUCACCUGGAGAAGAAGAGUCAGUCUUCAGUCCCGGUCCAGGAAACACCUGAAGACAUCUACAGACCCUACGUCUUCAACGACAUCACCACAUACUUUACUCUGCUGGUGGGAAUAUACUUCCCCUCUGUCACAGGUAUCAUGGCUGGUUCUAACAGGUCUGGAGACCUGAGAGACGCCCAGCGGUCCAUUCCAAUAGGAACCAUCAUGGCUAUUCUCACCACCUCCUUCAUCUACAUCUCCUGUGUGGUCUUGUUUGGAGCGUGUAUUGAAGGAGUUGUGCUGAGAGACAAGUUUGGCUACUCGGUAAAGAAGAACCCAGUCAUUGGUAUUCUGGCCUGGCCGUCACCCUGGGUCAUCGUGAUUGGCUCGUUCUUCUCCUGCUGUGGGGCGGGGCUUCAGAGCCUCACUGGCGCCCCCCGGCUGCUGCAGGCGAUUGCUCGCGAUGGCAUCAUCCCGUUCUUACAGGUCUUUGGCCAUGGGAAGGCCAACGGGGAGCCCACCUGGGCUCUGCUGCUGACCGUCGGGAUCUGUGAGAUAGGAAUCCUCAUCGCCUCUCUGGACGCCGUGGCGCCCAUCCUCUCCAUGUUUUUCCUCAUGUGCUACCUGUUUGUUAACCUGGCCUGCGCCGUUCAGACUUUGCUCCGGACCCCCAACUGGAGACCUCGCUUCAAAUUCUAUCACUGGACGCUGUCCUUCUUAGGGAUGAGUCUGUGUCUCUCCCUCAUGUUCGUCUCCUCCUGGUAUUACGCCCUGGUUGCCAUGGUGAUAGCUGGCUGUAUCUACAAGUACAUUGAGUACAGAGGGGCAGUGAAGGAGUGGGGAGACGGGAUCAGAGGUCUGUCCUUAAACGCAGCACGUUACGCUCUCAUCCGGCUGGAGGAAGCUCCACCACACACCAAGAACUGGAGGCCUCAGCUGUUGGUGCUGUGUAAGCUGGACUCUGACCUGACGGUGAGACAUCCUCGUCUCCUUUCCUUCACCACUCAGCUCAAAGCAGGAAAAGGUCUGACCAUCGUGUGCUCCGUCCUGGAGGGAACCUUCAUGGCCCGGGGCAAAGACGUCAAGACUGGAGAGCAGAACCUGAAGGCAGCCAUGGCAGCCGAGAAGAUGAAGGGUUUCUCCCACGUGGUGGUGUCGUCCAACCUGCGGGACGGCUUCUCUCUGCUCAUCCAGUCAGCCGGACUGGGAGGGAUGAAACACAACGCGGUGCUGAUGGCCUGGCCCACCGGCUGGACCGAAGCCCGGGACUCCUCCGCAAGAAGGAACUUCAUCGAAACGGUGAGAGAGACAACGGCAGCCCACCAGGCGCUGCUGGUGGCUAAAAACAUCGACCAUUUCCCCGGAAACCAGGAGCGUCUGAAGGGAGGAACCAUCGACGUGUGGUGGAUCGUACAUGACGGAGGACUGCUCAUGCUGCUGCCGUUUCUACUCAGUCAGCACAAGGUUUGGAGGAAGUGUAAGAUGCGAAUCUUCACGGUGGCCCACAUGGAUGACAACUCCAUCCAGAUGAAGAAAGACCUCCAGAUGUUCCUCUACCAGCUACGCCUGGAUGCCGAGGUGGAGGUGGUGGAGAUGCAUGAGAGUGACAUCUCAGCCUUCACCUAUGAGAAGACGCUGGUGAUGGAGCAGAGAUCUCAGAUGCUGAAACAGAUCAAGCUGUCCCGAACCGAGAGGGAGAGAGAGGCCCAGCUGAUCCACGACAGGAACACAGCGACUCACUCCGCCAUGAACGACAAAGCUGCCGGAGCCGGACCGGACCGAGUCCACAUGACCUGGACCAAAGACAAACUGGUCAACGAGAGGAACCGACACCGAGAGGGCAUGGGAGUCAAAGACAUGUUCAAUAUGAAACCUGAGUGGGAAAAUCUCAACCAGUCCAACGUGCGCAGGAUGCACACAGCGGUGAAGCUGAACGAGGUCGUGGUCAUGAAAUCCCGAGAAUCACAGCUGGUGUUGCUCAACAUGCCGGGCCCUCCGAAGAACAAGAAAGGGGACGAGAACUAUAUGGAGUUCCUGGAGGUCCUGAUGGACGGUCUGGACCGGGUCCUGCUGGUUCGUGGAGGUGGUCGAGAGGUCAUCACCAUCUACUCCUAGCACCCAAACGUUCCUAACUGUUUGUAAAGGAACAUUGAGAACAGUAGAACCCCAGAGGACCGGGGGGACAACAUGAACAAAGACGUACUGUAGAGGAAGUAAAGUUCCUCUCACCUUCAGGGAGAAAAGGAGGACCAUGGUUGCUCGGACCACCAGGGGGGUCUACCUGCAGCACAGCCUGAGAUGGUGCAUCAUCUGGGGGCCAGAAGGCUCUGGAGACCCCCUCCUCCUCCUGGAGCUCAUCUACUCCACAUCUCUACAAAAUGACAAUCUGAGGCUUCACUGUGGAGAUGUUCUUCCCUCAGAUAAUCUGUGUUUUCCCAAAGAGCUGUCAUUUCAAUUGGAUAUGAUCCAUCGAUUCACCAGGCACUCAAACUCAGUGGCGGACUCAAAUGACUGGGUUCCUCUAUAGUUCCCCUUCAUAUAAUAAAUUAUGAUGAUGUGUCCUCUAGAGCAAGAAAAUUUGAUAACGUGCCUUAAUGAGUUCCCUUCUAGUGUCCUUCUAGAUCCCUUCUAGUGUCCUUCUAGUGUCCUUCUAGAUCCCUUAUAGUGUCCUUCUAGUGUCCUUCUAGAUCCCUUCUAGUGUCCUUUCUAGAUCCCUUCUAAAUCCCUUCUAGUGUCCUUCUAGAUCCCUUCUAGUGUCCUUCUAGUGUCCUUCUAGAUCCCUUCUAGUGUCCUUCUGGUGUCCUUCUAGAUUCUAGAAUGUCAUUUACCAGACGCUUUUAUCCAAAGCGACGUACAAAUGUGAGUAAUACAACACAAGCAAGAAUGAAGUCAAGAACCAUAGCAGAGUCAGAGCUGGGGGUUCAGUUCGAGUCCAUUAGGACUCAAGUGCUCUACAGGUCUCUGAUUGGUCAGUGAGAUACUAGUCGUAGUCGUCAGUGUAGAUCCAGAGUGAGGGUGAUCAGUAAAGAGUUAAAGGUCUUCAGUCUCUUCUUAAACAUUAAGAAGGACUCAGCAGAACAGAUGUAGUUUGGAAGUUCGUUCCACCACCUAUAGGGUUCUACAGAGGAGAUCCCUUCUAGCGUCCUUCUAGUGCCCUUAUAGAUCCCUUCUAGUGU